This is a messenger RNA of Vanessa tameamea, 677 nucleotides long. Its product is annotated as calcium and integrin-binding protein 1-like. The transcript is spliced from 5 exons. The record is from RefSeq and is a predicted model, not a curated record. NCBI's taxonomy places the organism in Eukaryota, Metazoa, Arthropoda, Insecta, Lepidoptera, Nymphalidae. The coding region runs from base 61 to 642 and encodes 193 amino acids. Gene Ontology annotation, molecular function: magnesium ion binding; calcium ion binding.
CUAAUAGACGCUAAUGUUGUUGUUUGCUGUUGUGAGCAUUACUAAUAAGGUUUCUACAAAAUGGGUUUAUAUGAAACAAAAUACGCUGGUCUAACCGAAAAUAUUUUAGAAGACUACGCAUCUUUGACCUAUCUGACUAAAGGAGAAAUUUUACAUUUAAUGAAAAAGUUCUAUUCGAUCGAUCCCGAGAAAAUAGCUGCGAAUUUCUCCCACAGAAUAAAAAAGCAGGAUAUUAUUAAUAAGUUCGGUGUUUUAAAGAAUAAUCCGUUUCAAGAUCGUCUGUUUCGGGUGUUUUCUUCAGAGAAUGACGAUUGCUUCUCGUUUGAGGAUUUACUUGAUCUCUGCUCUGCUAUGAGUUCCGAUUGUCCGACAGAAGUCAAAGCUGCUUGGGCUUUUAAAGUAUUUGAUAUUGAUGAAGAUAAUCAAAUAUCAGUACAAGACAUAUGCAAUAUUUUGGACCGUUUGACAGGGGAUCCUCAUAACCGUGCAAACUAUCUAGACAAAGAGUCUAAAUUAAAAAUAGCUAAAGUGAUAUUAGAAGAAAUUAAUUUAGAUAGAAGCGGUAGUAUCGGUCUAAACGAAUUCAAGCUAAUUCUCUUAAGAUUGCCUGAAUUUUCGUCAUCGUUUUAUUUCAGGUUGUAAUGUCUUGAAAAUAGUAAUGUAUCAAAAACAAAUUA